CACGACUCGAAUAUCCUUCCUCCCGGCCAUACUCCUAUCUCUGGCUCAACAAACUCUCUGCACAUCCCAAAUCUGUAUCACACACUCCUCGGGUAUCUUGAAGCAAGUAUCGUGAACCAUGUCGCACGCUGAAAAAGUACAAUUCGAAGCGGAGGUGAAGCAAGUGGAGCAAUGGUGGCAGAGCCCUCGCUUCGCUAAGGUCAAGCGUCCUUAUACUGCUGCCCAAGUCGUCUCAAAGCGUGGCACGAUCCCGAUAUCCUACCCGUCCGAUCUCCAAGGCAAGAAGGCCUUCAGUAUUUUCUCGGAACACUUCAAGAAUGGGACACCAUCGCAUACCUACGGAGCGCUAGAUCCGGUGCAGAUUACGCAGAUGGCGAAGUACCUCGAGACCGUCUAUGUCUCGGGUUGGCAGUCGUCGAGUACUGCUUCGAGUUCGAAUGAGCCAGGUCCCGAUCUUGCUGACUACCCAUACAGUACCGUGCCCGGCAAAGUCGAGCACCUCUUCAUGGCUCAGCUGUUCCACGACCGAAAACAACGUGAAGCCCGUUCUCGCAUGUCUGACUCCGAACUUUCCUCCACACCACCCAUCGACUACCUCCGUCCUAUCCUCGCCGACGCCGAUACUGGUCAUGGAGGCAUCACUGCCGUCAUGAAGCUCGCCAAGAUGUUCGUCGAGAAGGGUGCUGCCGGAAUACACAUCGAGGAUCAGGCCGCAGGAACGAAGAAGUGUGGUCAUAUGGCUGGAAAGGUGCUCGUACCCAUCCAGGAGCACAUCAACCGACUCGUGGCGAUCCGGCUCCAGUUCGAUAUUAUGGGUGUCGAGAACCUCGUCAUUGCGCGUACGGACUCGGAGGCGGCGACGCUAAUCACGACGAACGUCGACGAGCGGGACCACGCCUUCAUUCUUGGCUCUACGAACGCUAGUCUCAAGCCAUUGGUGACGACGAUGAUCGAAGCUGAGGCACAGGGGAAGACUGGCGACACACUGCAAGCCAUCGAGGACGAGUGGAUCGCGGCAGCUGGUCUUCAACUUUUCACCACCGUUCUCGCUGACGCACUCAAAUCCCAAACCAACGCCUCACCCGACACACUUUCCAAGUUCUCCCAGCGCAUCUCCCACGCAUCUUACCUUACCGCUCUCGCCAUCGCUCAGAAAGAAUUCGGGCUGAAGACUGUUCCGUUCUGGGACUGGGACGCGCCUAGGACUUCGGAGGGAUACUACCGCUACCAGGGCGGUACCCAGUGCGCUAUCAACCGCGCCAUCGCCUUCGCCCCAUAUGCCGACCUCUUGUGGAUGGAGACGAAGAGUCCGAUUAUGGCGCAGGCGAAAGAGUUCGCGGAGGGUGUGCAUAGCGUGUACCCGCAGCAGUGGUUGGCGUACAAUCUGAGUCCGAGCUUCAACUGGGACGCGGCGGGCUUGGGAACUACGGAGAUGCAGGACUACGUGUGGCAGUUGGCGAAGCUUGGCUUCGUUUGGCAGUUCAUCACACUCGGUGGUCUGCACUCGAACGGUUACAUCUCGGACCUGUUCGCAAGACAGUACUCGAAGGAGGGUAUGAAGGCCUACGUCGAGCUUGUCCAGAGGAAGGAACGAGAACUCGGCACGGAUAUGUUGACGCACCAGAAGUGGAGUGGAGCAGAGUAUGUCGACAGCUUGCUCAAGACGGUCACGGGCGGUGUUUCGUCUACUGCGGCCAUGGGUAAGGGAGUGACGGAGGAGCAGUUCUCGAAGAGUAAGAUGUGAGGCGGUAGAGCCACGUCGACGUGCAUGGACUUGUCUUCUAUUGCGUGGCGCGCCACAUGUAUAUGUAGAGUCGGAAUUGUUCAUCUUUUGUACUGUAAUUUCUGCUGCAUCUUUCCUUGAUCAUCUACACGGCACUGUGCAGAUUUACGACAUUAUCUUUACUCGUCGGCAUGCACCGUGGACUUGGACGUUGGAAUCGAGGCGGAGACAUGAUGGGUUCUCCUAAAUAGGUAAACUGCUAUGCAGGACUAGAUCCGUUCGGAGCGCGACUUGUUUCUUGUUUACC
Messenger RNA from Stereum hirsutum FP-91666 SS1, 2030 nucleotides. RefSeq names its product isocitrate lyase. Bases 119 to 1744 code for a protein of 541 amino acids. Gene Ontology annotation, molecular function: isocitrate lyase activity. Gene Ontology annotation, biological process: carboxylic acid metabolic process. Lineage: Eukaryota; Fungi; Basidiomycota; Agaricomycetes; Russulales; Stereaceae. The transcript has 6 exons. The record is from RefSeq and is a predicted model, not a curated record.